This is a messenger RNA of Mesorhabditis belari, 741 nucleotides long. The record is from the annotation of a GenBank genome assembly. NCBI's taxonomy places the organism in Eukaryota, Metazoa, Nematoda, Chromadorea, Rhabditida, Rhabditidae.
AUGUCGCACGAUAAAAUUAUGUCAGCGGGAGGAUUCCAGAUUGUCACCGGUAAACGAGCUAUGAAAAAAGGGCGUACUGCGGGCCCGUUGAGAACAGACGGAACCAUAGAAGAGAUUAAUAUGGCCAUUUCAAAAGCGACAGCUUUUAUCAUUCACACGGGACUUCACACAUGGUUAUUGGCGAAGUUAGAACAAGGUUUUCAUGAGAUUGGUCUUCGUUCACUUCGAUUAGCGCUAGAUAAAAUUCUUUUACUUGGAAACGGUCACUUUGAUGCACCAUGGGAGGCUGGAGCACAUCAGCUAGCACUUAUAAAUCUUGUGGCUGAACACUACAAUGUCGUCGUUGAAAUACAGGAUCCGUGUUUUACAAAUGCUGAAGUGGAAUGGAUAAACUCGAAUCAGAGAUUUGUACUGGUGGAAAAUGCUCAAUUUAAUACAGUAUCAAUGCCACUCUUCGUGGUCAGUAUUCACUCACCACACUUUAUUAUAAACGAUUUUUUGAAAAGCAACUGGAAUCAAAAACAAGUGCUAUUUCUCGGAAAUGAUUAUUCUUCGACCGCGUUAGACGUGAAGGAUCCCGAUCACGAAACAUUACUUUGCUUUGGAAAAAGCUGUGAAUAUUUUCCAAUGCCAGUAUACGAGCCAAAUUCGUCGUUCUUCUUUGAUACAUCUUUAUUUUAUUGGCGUUCAACCGAGAUUAAUCAAUUGCCGCCUUUGAAUCAAAGAGACUCGACAAAGAAA